UACCUGCUGCUGCUGGCGCAGGAGAACCUGGCCUUCCGGCUGCCGGAAAUAAAGUCUCUGAUCUCCCUUAGUGGCGGACAAUUUAGUAGUCAAGUGGAAUCAAACCUAAAUUCUCCAUUUUGGAUUCUCACCUUACUUUCAGAUGAGAUGGCUAGAGGACUAAUGAAGCGGACAGUAUGUGCCAAAUCUAUAUUUGAACUGUGGGGAAAUGGCAAAUCUGUGGAAGAACUGCACUCUUCACUGAAGAAAUAUUCAAUAGAGAAAAUGGAGCCGUAUCUACAGUCAAACCUUACAUACAAAAUAAAGGUGCAUGCUUUUAACAAAACACUAACACAACAAGAGAAGAUUGAAAGAAUAGAUUCUGUAGAGUUUUUACCAUUUAAAGGAAAAGUGAAUUUAAAGAAACCAGAUUACAUUUUUUGGUUUUUAGAAGAUUAUGGAACAGAUCCAAACAACAUCCCAGAACAACCUCUUCAUUUGUAUUUUGGUAGAUGGAUUGCCAAUGGACAAAGGGACCUUAUUGAGUCAUACAGUGUGAAAAGAAGACAUUUCAUUGGGAACACAAGCAUGGAUGCUUGCUUGGCUUUUAUCAUGGCAAACCAUGGAAGAGUAAAAACAAAUGAUAUUGUGUUUGAUCCAUUUGUGGGAACAGGUGGGCUUCUUAUAGCCUCAGCACACUUCGGAGCAUACGUAUGUGGUACAGAUAUAGAUUAUAGCACAGUACAUGGGCUGGGCAAAGCCAGCAGGAAGAACCAGAAAUGGAGAGGGCCUGAUGAAAAUAUUAGAGCCAACCUUCGCCAGUACGGCUUAGAAAAUUACUACCUUGAUGUAUUAGUUUCUGAUGCAUCAAAACCCAUAUGGAGGAAGGGAAUGCAGUUUGAUGCAAUCAUCACAGACCCUCCUUAUGGUAUACGAGAAGCCACCAGGAGAACGGGUUCACAGAAGGAAAUGGCCAAAGUGACAGAAAGAGGCACAGAAAAUCACAUCUCCAUUUCUUCAAAUUAUCAUCUGAGCGAUAUCCUUUUUGACCUGUUAAAUUUUGCGGCUGAGUACCUGGUGAUCGGAGGAAGGUUGGUCUACUGGCUUCCUGUGUACAAACCGGAAUAUACUGAAGAGAUUAUACCCCGGCACCCAUGUCUGAAACUUAUUAGCAACUGUGAACAGACGCUUUCCAGCCACACGUCAAGACACCUGAUAACCAUGGAAAAGGUGAAAGAAUUUGAGGAUGAAGACAGCUCUUCUCAUAUAUUGAAAAGCCAGUACCUGUCAUACAAAAGUCACAAUUCCUUUCGUGAGAAAUAUUUCAGUGGAGUGACAAAGAGGAUUGCCAAGGAAGAAAAAGACAACCAGAAGUAAUUUU
Messenger RNA from Euleptes europaea (tarantolino), 1360 nucleotides. RefSeq names its product tRNA methyltransferase 11 homolog (gene TRMT11). The transcript has 13 exons. The record is from RefSeq and is a predicted model, not a curated record. Bases 148 to 1356 code for a protein of 402 amino acids. Gene Ontology annotation, biological process: methylation. Gene Ontology annotation, molecular function: nucleic acid binding. Lineage: Eukaryota; Metazoa; Chordata; Lepidosauria; Squamata; Sphaerodactylidae. Gene Ontology annotation, cellular component: cytoplasm.